Molecule: messenger RNA, 615 nt
Organism: Paecilomyces variotii
Lineage: Eukaryota; Fungi; Ascomycota; Eurotiomycetes; Eurotiales; Thermoascaceae
Product: Mss4-like protein
Exons: 3
Coding region: 1-615 (204 amino acids)
Molecular function (GO): carbon-sulfur lyase activity
Source: RefSeq, a predicted model, not a curated record
AUGAAUCGCAUCGCGCUCGUCACCAGACAUCUCCGCCGGCCGCUUCAACCAUAUCAGGUCAUUCUAUCUGCAACACGUCCAUUCUCGACCUUCCCUGGAUCCAAUAUGCCGACAUAUACCGGAUCCUGUUACUGCCGCGCGAUUGAGUAUGAACUUGAGCUGGCCUCACCAGAUGAGGCGCGCACCUCUUUGUGUCAUUGUCGGAACUGCAAGGUGAGAAUGUCCUUGGCCUGCUCACCUGUUCCUCUAAGACAACUCAAAAAGAGGUGGGAAUGGAGGGCUGACCCAUUAUUUCUGCAGAAAGCUUUUGGGACCAAUUAUGGUUUGACGGCCAAAGUGCCCAAAGAUGCGCUGCGAUAUACCAAAGGUAAAAUAAAGGAGCACGUGGCGGAUAAUGGGAGUGGUGCACUGCUGCAUCGAGAGUUUUGCGACAACUGCGGAAGUUUUAUCCUGGAAUAUGGUGAUGCGGUGAAGGACAAGUUCCGCUAUAUUUGUGUCGGCUCGCUGGACACUCCAGAGGCACUACCGCCCAAAGGCGAAUUCUUCUGCAAGUCUCGGGUUAGCUGGAUGCCUGAGAUUCCCAAUGUUUUCCACAAGCGGGAGAUCAAGGAGUAA